AUGGCUCUGUCACGUGUUAAUGGCAAUGAGGAACUUUAUGUUGGCGGCGUCUUUGCACUCCGUCGCGUUCAAACCCUCGAGGAGAAGAACAUCACGCAUAUCCUAUCCGUGAUCGACUACUCGCUCGAAAAGUAUCAGGAACUGCGGGGCAAGUUUCAGCACAUGAGCAUCGACAUUGACGACGUCGAGGAUGCCGAUCUGCUGCGCCACUUUCCCAAGCUGGUCCGCUUCAUCGAUGGAGCACUGCACCCGGCUGGUGAUGUUGAUCAGGAGAUCAGCGACGGGGCCACAGACAAGGAUGCGCAUACCUCGCCGCACGGUAGUGAGGGCGGCCAACGACCCAAUGCCGUCUACGUGCACUGCGCCAUGGGAAAGUCGCGCUCCGUCACCGCCGUGUGCGCCUACCUGAUGCACAAGCACCCCUCUCGCUUCGGCGCCGCAGACCGGAGCAACCCUGAUCGUGAUACCGCAGCCCUCGCCGCCACCCAGGCCGCGGUCGACUGGGUUCGCCAGACGCGCGAGAUCGCCGAGCCCAACGACGGCUUCAUGAAACAGCUGGCACUGUGGUGGGAGAUGGGCACGCCCGCCGACGCCGACGAUGCCGUCGAGAGGCAUCCCAUCUACCAGCGCUGGUUGUACAAGCGCGAGGUCGAAGAGAGCAUCAGGAUCGGCCGGGCCCCAGACUGGGUGCGUUUCGAGGACGAGGAGUUGGCCAAGGAGGAUGCUGCCACUGCCGGCCAGGAACCUCGAAGCAAAGUCGAGAUGAGGUGCAAAAAGUGCCGCCGCGUGCUGACCACGCAGCGGUUCAUAAUCCCGCACUCCCCCGCCCACCCGACGAGCCACAAGACGCUGCCGACCUGCCCGCACGUCUUUGUCGAGCCUCUCUCGUGGAUGCGUCCCGUGUUGGAGACGGGUGAGCUCGACGGCAGGCUUACAUGCCCCGGCGCCAAGUGCGGUGCGUCCAUCGGGAGGUACUCAUGGCUCGGCUUCAAGUGCAGCUGCGGCGAAUGGGUCUGUCCUGCAUUCUCGCUGCAGAGGAGCAAAGUGGACGAGGUAGCUGUUGCCGCCGCCUCCGCCGGGUCAGUCAGACCUGGUUCGGACAACGUCGAGGACCCAAGGGCAAGGCUGGGCAUCCGCAUGCCGCCGUCUUUGAGGGAAAACCUCUGA
Pyricularia grisea is the source of this 1167-nucleotide messenger RNA. RefSeq lists its product as uncharacterized. The transcript has 2 exons. Gene Ontology annotation, molecular function: protein tyrosine/serine/threonine phosphatase activity. Gene Ontology annotation, biological process: protein dephosphorylation. The record is from RefSeq and is a predicted model, not a curated record. Gene Ontology annotation, cellular component: nucleus. NCBI's taxonomy places the organism in Eukaryota, Fungi, Ascomycota, Sordariomycetes, Magnaporthales, Pyriculariaceae. The coding region runs from base 1 to 1167 and encodes 388 amino acids.